CUGAAUGAAACAAAGUAACCAAUCGUAUCGUUUUGGUGACGUAAUUUAUAGCUACAGUAUAAAUACAAGUGACUGUCUAGAUUUCCGUUCAUACGUUGGUCAAUCUUAGAGCGGUUCAUAGCUAUUGCUGAACUAAGUGACUGUGUGAUCUUUGCAUUAAAUAAAACAGCCCAAUUAACUAUUUUACAUUUUUCUUGUUUGUGAAAGAAAAGAAGACAACACUUCAUCAAAAUGCGUGAAUGUAUCUCUGUGCAUGUUGGACAAGCCGGUGUUCAGAUUGGUAAUGCCUGUUGGGAAUUGUACUGCCUUGAGCAUGGAAUUCAACCAGAUGGUCAGAUGCCAUCAGACAAGACCAUCGGAGGUGGAGAUGAUUCAUUCAACACCUUCUUUAGUGAGACUGGUGCCGGAAAGCACGUUCCACGUGCCGUUUUCGUCGACUUGGAACCAACUGUCGUCGAUGAAGUCCGUACUGGCACCUACCGUCAAUUGUUCCAUCCAGAGCAAUUGAUCACCGGUAAAGAAGAUGCCGCCAACAACUACGCUCGUGGCCAUUAUACCAUUGGCAAAGAAAUCGUUGACUUGGUGUUGGACCGCAUUCGUAAAUUGGCUGAUCAAUGUACCGGAUUGCAAGGGUUCUUGAUCUUCCACUCAUUCGGCGGUGGCACUGGAUCCGGUUUCACUUCAUUGUUGAUGGAACGUUUGUCCGUCGACUAUGGAAAGAAAUCGAAAUUGGAAUUCGCCGUCUAUCCAGCUCCCCAGGUUUCGACUGCUGUUGUCGAGCCAUACAAUUCCAUUUUGACCACGCACACCACAUUGGAACAUUCGGACUGUGCAUUCAUGGUCGACAAUGAAGCCAUUUACGACAUUUGCCGUCGUAACCUUGAUAUCGAGCGUCCAACGUACACCAAUUUGAAUCGCUUGAUUGGUCAAAUCGUAUCGUCAAUUACCGCUUCAUUGCGUUUCGAUGGUGCUCUCAAUGUCGAUUUGACUGAAUUUCAAACUAACUUGGUGCCUUAUCCACGUAUUCACUUCCCAUUGGUUACAUACGCCCCAGUCAUUUCAGCUGAAAAGGCCUACCACGAACAAUUGUCGGUCGCUGAAAUUACCAACGCUUGCUUCGAGCCAGCCAACCAGAUGGUCAAAUGUGACCCACGUCACGGAAAAUACAUGGCUUGUUGCAUGUUGUACCGUGGUGACGUUGUACCAAAGGAUGUCAACGCCGCCAUUGCAACCAUUAAGACCAAGCGUACAAUUCAAUUCGUCGACUGGUGUCCAACUGGUUUCAAGGUCGGUAUCAACUAUCAACCACCAACUGUCGUUCCAGGCGGUGAUUUGGCUAAGGUUCAACGUGCCGUGUGCAUGUUGUCCAACACCACUGCCAUCGCUGAGGCUUGGGCUCGUUUGGACCACAAAUUCGAUCUUAUGUACGCCAAACGUGCAUUCGUCCACUGGUACGUCGGUGAGGGUAUGGAAGAAGGUGAAUUCUCCGAAGCUCGUGAGGAUUUGGCAGCUCUCGAGAAGGAUUACGAAGAGGUUGGCAUGGACAGCGGAGAAGGUGAAAAUGAAGGUGGUGAAGAAUAUUAAACAGCAAAGCGCUGAAUUUGAAUGCCACAGUAUUCAAAAAAAAAAAAAAAAACAAUAAAAAACAACGCACGCUGCUUUUCACAAGAGAAAUGGAAUUGUCAAGGUUCAAUACUCUACUAUUGAAGUGAAACAGAUUCAAUUUUUAUUCUUUACAACAACGGAAAAACACAACAGAAGUAUUAAUAUUCACGAAGAUCUGAAUAAACAAUGCAAUAAAAAAACAA
Sitodiplosis mosellana (orange wheat blossom midge) is the source of this 1808-nucleotide messenger RNA. Its product is annotated as tubulin alpha-1 chain. The transcript has 6 exons. Gene Ontology annotation, molecular function: GTP binding; structural constituent of cytoskeleton. The coding region runs from base 232 to 1584 and encodes 450 amino acids. Gene Ontology annotation, cellular component: microtubule; cytoplasm. Gene Ontology annotation, biological process: mitotic cell cycle; microtubule cytoskeleton organization. The record is from RefSeq and is a predicted model, not a curated record. Lineage: Eukaryota; Metazoa; Arthropoda; Insecta; Diptera; Cecidomyiidae.